AUGAAUCGGAAACACCGCACAUUCGUUCUCCUUCUCGUCCUAUUAUUCAUCGUCCCCAAACCCACGUCUUCUGAUGAUUGCAAGCAGUACACAACGGCGACCAAUUUGGAGUUUGUGAGUGAAUCCGACCCGACCGGCUGUAUAGUCUCAUUUCAGAUCAACGGAAAAUGUCUCGCCGCGACCACUGCAACCUUCUCUGGUGGACUAGCGUCGUCGUGUAAAACGGUGGGCAAGGGCGUCACUUACGAACCGAUUUCUAUCGAUAAUCUGUCCGAAAAUCAGUUUCUCACAGGUGAGAUUGUCGUUUUUAAUUCACAAAGCCGUGCUUCUCAACUUCAGACGCACUUUUGACGAACAACAUCGAGCUCGCGUUCAUUGGUCUUUGGAAGUACGAUUCCGGAUGGGUUUGGGCUAACAGCGACCCGUCGACUUAUAGUAAAUGGGGUGAGUGACUUUUCAAAAAAAUCGUUCUUAAUCUAGCUAGAAGAAUUUGCAAUCUAAUCGCAGUACAUACGAUUUCGCUGAGAGGAGUUAUCAAAAGUUUAGCAUGGUGUCUUCUUCGUUUUAUGUUUCAUACUUCCUCUUUCACAAGCACGCUUUGUUGUUUUCAACAUUCUGAGAAUACGCUGAGAAAAUGAUGCGGAUUAGUAAUAAGUAAGUGCCAGAAAAAAGCUUUCAGAAAGUGCUCCGGUCACGAUGGCUCCGGUCACGACAGUUGCGGUUCGGACGACACUUCCGCCCGCCGAACAGCGAAGAUCGACAGCUGUCGUCGUGGCGGUCGACGCUUCCCUCUUCUCAACGAAUGCACUCACUUUUGCGGUAAGGUUUGACUUCUGAAGUCUGUCUGAAAAUUGAAGAAGGUUACCGAUCCGCUAUUUUCUCCAGUCCGGGGAUAUUCCUGGGCUCCAAUCGGUUUAUCACACAGCACGUCUAACAGGCCGGCAAAGUCUACGGGAGACUGCGAAAUUGUGAAGCUGUAAUUUCCCAUAGAAACCUUACAUUUAUCUCUAACCUGGCUCAUUUUCUAGUUCCGUUUAAUGUAGUCACUAACAUUUAGAUUGAAUCUAUGAUUCUCAAAGUUUCAACAUUCAAGUUUACGUUUGCAGCAAGUGAAUCUCGUCCGCUCCCUGUCCCGCUACAUCGCCGAUCGCGGACCCGCCGAGUUUGCGUUCUUCGCCUACGGAUGCACUCAAGUCUCUCCGUUCACCUCCGUCUAUCCGACUUUUGUGAACACUUUUGAGGCGACCGAUCAGAUGAUUUCCGACUUGAACGAAACGAUCAUUCAUGACUGUGCGAGGACGAAUCCAUUGGAUUUUAAGAUGUAAGUCUAUGGACUCUCAGGAUAAAAGUCCCCGUUAUUGCAGAAUGUUCCGUGACCAGACUCUCUACUACAACCGCUACUCGUCGUCGAUUCGGCCGUUCAAGUCGCAGUAUCUCUCAAUGAUAUAUUUCAGUUCUUCCACGUAAAUUCAUGUGUUUUAUUUGAAUCCUAAAUCCUUAUGGUUCCAGAGAUUCCGACAAUAUCAAGUCCACAAGUGCGCUCUAUCAGAUGGCCGAUUCGAGUGUGAUCACUGUGAACGUCGGCGACUCGUCCGUCGACAUCUCCGCACUUUCGAUUCCUUCGGGCAAGAAUGGUGUGAGAGUGAAGACAGUCGAUGACAUUCUGGGACUGGUGCCGAAAAUUGAUUCGAUUAUAUUCGGAACGUCUGCUGCAAAGACGGAUUAUCAAUUUCAUAACUAUGCAGGUUGGUUCUGGCGGAUCUCGGCCCGAAAUUAUCAGUGAUCUGCCUGAUCCUACCACACUUGGUUCCGAAAAAGCGUGACAAAGUGCCAGCCAAAGAAAACUAUCACCUUGACACACCGAGCCACAGAAGCCGAAUAGAAUCGCAAAAUGUCCGUUCCGUUCAGAGCCGUCAAUCGACGCGGCCACAGUGACCGACUGCGCGUACAUCAACUCAACCGACGGCUUCUGGUACUCGGACGGCACGUGUUCGAACAGAAAGAAAGUGCUGUGUCAGUACGUGCUGCCCACUCCGGAACCGCCGCCAACCGAGAACCCGACUGUCGAAUGGAGUGAUCCGUAAGGCGGUUCUGACGAGAACAGCGCUCACGUUUCAAUCUUUUCCAGUUGCUACAAGGAGAACACCAAUUUCACCUACUUUGCCUCGCUGCUCAAUGCAAAGUGUUAUCGGGUAGCAAAUCGCAAACUGUUUGCGGGGGAUUUUGAACGAUUUCUAGGUUUCGACAGAGAAAAAACAGUUUUCGGAGGCCGAAAACGUGUGUCUGAGUGAUCAUCCGCUGUUUUUGCACACUCCGAAACUGACGUCGAUUCAGACGCAAUCGGAAGAGGAUAUGGUGAGAAGUGAGUGGAUUUUCAUGGCGAGACCCGUUUGAUAUUGUCGAGGUCGAACUUUCAGCAAUAAUCACAAACGUGGGAAACGAGGGAAUGUUCUGGUUCGGACUGAAACGCGAUCCGACCAACUCUUCCAAUUGGAUUUUCGUGAACGGCGACCAAUUCGACGUCGACUCGCAUUCCAAUUGGCGGCCAGGCAAGUCUUGAAAAAAAAAGAGAUGAAGUAUUGAAUUGAAUUUUUAGGUUAUCCACGCGAUGCGGACGGCUGCGACUGCGUGGCCCUGGUGCUAAACGACAACUCAUGGGUGAACACGGACUGCAGCAAGAAUCUGUACUCAAUUUGCGCGUUCCGCUUCAAUUCAACUGAUAAAGCAUAUUGA
This is a messenger RNA of Caenorhabditis sp. 36 PRJEB53466, 2733 nucleotides long. The record is from the annotation of a GenBank genome assembly. NCBI's taxonomy places the organism in Eukaryota, Metazoa, Nematoda, Chromadorea, Rhabditida, Rhabditidae.